AUGGAAGAAGCGUUCGAGAAGAUGCUGCCCAUUUUCCACAAAGCAGCAAAUACACCAGAACAGAUCACACAGGAAGAAAAGCACGUCUUGCAACAGAGAAUCUCACCACAGGAAGAGGAUGCCGCCGUCAAAGCACGCACAGAUAGCAAAUCAUUCAAAGACUUGGUCAGGAAAUGCUUGACUGAUGGCCGAGUAUCGACGUUAACGGAUGAAGAAUUAAAGAUGCUCUCACGAGGUGUGCAGCCGCUUCCGCUAUCUACAGCAAAUGCUCUGAUGGAGAUACAAGAAAAGCAGACUGCCGAUGUACAGGCCAUGAUCGAGCAAGCUUACAAGAACAUCGCCGACGCUGAUGAGAUGAAAGCAUCACUUGCUGCUCAUAAGGAGAUAAACCGCCGUGCAGAAGUAGCUUGUGCCGAAAGACGUGCGCAACGAGCAUCACAACCACGACGUAUACUCGAGCAGUCGGCUAGGACAAGAGCGGCUGCCAGGAAUGCUCCAUACCCUAACGGCGUUAUCAAAAGGGCUUCUGAAGCAAUACAAAGAUAUGCACUCAAAUCUCAAACAACAGACCUUCAGACUUUCCCUGACGAUGGCAUCUGGGGCUUUGCAUGCUUCAGGACAAGCUACAACGAUGACGCCACCUGGAAUAGUUUCAAGCAGCAACUUGACUCGAAGAUCCAGAAGGAAUUGCAGAGGCAUCUAGUCCCAGAAGCCAUGCAGAAAGGCUUCAGACUUGUCUACCUCGAGAACGAAACAGAACUUGCUGGCGGACUGGAUCAGACCAGACUUACUACAUUUUUCAACCGUAUCAAGAACGAUACCGCAAUUGUGCCUCGCAGCAUCGAUCGCAAUUUCUUCAUCUCGAUCGACGAUGCUAUCUUGCGUGCUUCUGUCAAUGCUGUCGAUCCACUCAUCAUUUUGCACGAUGCUGAUGUUGGGCCUGCGACUGCUACUCAGCAGUUUCCGGCUUAUUCUGGCGUCACGGCCAUACAAUUCAUCACGCUAUCUAUUCCUGGGAUUGAGGGUAAUCGCAACUCUUUGAGGUCCUCGCAUUCGUUGAUGUAUGGCUGA
Messenger RNA from Aureobasidium melanogenum CBS 110374, 1071 nucleotides. RefSeq lists its product as uncharacterized. Bases 1 to 1071 code for a protein of 356 amino acids. The record is from RefSeq and is a predicted model, not a curated record. The transcript has a single exon. Lineage: Eukaryota; Fungi; Ascomycota; Dothideomycetes; Dothideales; Saccotheciaceae.